AUGGCGCUUCGUUUGCACGUGUGCCUCCCCAGUGGCCUCUCCUGCGAGCUGGGGCCGUUUCCGCCCGACAGCGCCGUGGCCGAGCUGCGAUCGGGUGCGGAGAAAGCUUUGGGGCGACCAGUGAGGCUCAUUGGCCCCGAUGGCCUCCUUGAGGAGCACCUGUCGCUGCAGAGCGCCAAGCUCCAUGACCACGACACUGUGGGUGCCAUCGCCGACUGGCCGAAGAUGGCGUCCACCUCACGGGCCUUCGUCCUGUGGUGGGGAGGCCGCCGGCAUGCGGCCGGCUUGCUGCGGCCUGAAGACACCAAGACACCAAAGGGAGUGCAUGGUUUUUUACUGUACAUGUUUACCAACAGAGAUUGA
Durusdinium trenchii is the source of this 363-nucleotide messenger RNA. The record is from the annotation of a GenBank genome assembly. NCBI's taxonomy places the organism in Eukaryota, Dinophyceae, Suessiales, Symbiodiniaceae.